AUGGAUCGAGGGCUGCAGAGAUCCAGGUCCAACACAGAACUUCGGAAAGAGAAGUCCCGGGAUGCAGCCCGGAGCCGCCGGAGUCAGGAGACCGAGGUGCUAUACCAACUGGCUCACACUCUGCCCUUCGCGCGGGGGGUCAGUGCCCAUCUGGACAAGGCUUCCAUCAUGCGUCUUACUAUUAGCUACCUUCGAAUGCACCGCCUGUGUGCAGCAGGGGACUGGAGUGAGGUUUCAGCAGCUGGCGCAGGGUCCGGGGAGCCACUGGACGCAUGCUACCUGAAGGCCCUGGAUGGCUUUGUCAUGGUGCUGACAGCUGAAGGGGACAUGGCCUAUCUGUCUGAGAAUGUCAGCAAACACCUAGGCCUGAGCCAACUAGAGCUUAUUGGGCACAGUGUCUUCGAUUUUGUCCAUCCCUGUGACCAAGAGGAACUUCAAGAUGUUCUGACCCCCCGGCAGGGCCUAUCCAAGAAGAAACUGGAGGCCCCCACGGAGCGGAGUUUCUCCCUCCGGAUGAAGAGCACACUCACAAGCCGCGGGCGGACCCUCAACCUUAAAGCUGCCACCUGGAAGGUUCUACACUGUACGGGGCACAUGCGGGCCUACACCCCCCCUUCAGAGCCCUCUGCGGGCAGUGGGCCGGGGUCUGGCCCUGAGCCACCCCUUCGUUGUCUGGUCCUGAUCUGUGAGGCCAUCCCACACCCCAGCAGCCUGGAGCCACCCCUGGGACGAGGGGCCUUCCUCAGCCGGCACAGCUUAGACAUGAAAUUCACCUACUGUGAUGAGAGGAUUUCAGAAGUGGCAGGAUACAGCCCAGAUGAUCUGAUUGGCUGCUCAGCCUAUGAGUACAUCCAUGCCUUGGACUUUGAGGCUGUCAGCAAGAGCAUCCACACCUUGCUCAGCAAGGGCCAGGCUGUGACGGGGCAGUAUCGUUUCCUGGCCCGCAAUGGAGGGUAUCUCUGGACCCAGACCCAGGCCACAGUGAUCUCAGGUGGCCGAGGUCCCCAGCCCGAGAGUGUUGUCUGUGUCCACUUUGUUCUGAGCCGGGUGGAGGAGACUGGGGUGGUGCUAUCCCUGGAGCAGACGGAGCAGCCAACCCGCCGGCCCCCCCGCCCUGCCGAACGGGGGCCUCCCUCGGAGAAGAGCCCCCAGGGUCCCGGAGACGGCUUUGAUAUCCCUGGUCCCAGGAUCCUUGCCUUCCUGAAGCCCCCAGCUCUGAGUGAGGCCACUCUGGCUGCUGACCCUCGCCGCUUCUGCAGCCCAGACCUUCGCCACCUUCUGAGCCCCAUCCUGGAUGGGGCCGCCUCUGCCCCUGCUGCCGCUGCCCCUGCCACUGCCACUGCUGCUACCCCCAGUGGACCCCCAGCCAAAGAGCAUCCUCGAAGCCCUCCCCCGGCAGAUCUCCCAAACGACCUCCUCCUGGAAAUGGAAAACGUACACAAGAUGUUUGGAUUUGGCAAGACCCUGGAAGCUGUGGAAACUCUGGACGUGGAGCAGGACAUCGAGGCACUAGAAUUAGAGAUGCUGGCCCCCUACAUCUCCAUGGACGAUGACUUCCAGCUCAACACCAGUGAGCAGCCCUAUAGGACCCCUCGAAGGCGUCCAGGAGCAACCCCUCGCCCCCGCGCUCGCAGCUUCCACGGCCUGUCACCCCGACCCCCAGAGUCUCUUCCUCUGCUUCGGUGGGGGAGUGACCCACGCCUGAGCCAGAAGAGCCACCCUACAGAAGGAGACCCCACAGAUACCAGCUCCCAGUCUGGAGCUCGGAAGAGAACCCUGCCCCAGAGCUUGGAGGACAGCGGGGCUGAGGCCCUGGGAGCAAAGCCCCCCAAGCGAUCCCCCAGCCCAGCACCAGAACACUUUCUGCUGCCGCCCCUCAGCCUGAGCUUUCUCCUGAGUGGUGAGGCCACCCCUGGCACCCAACCAGAUGCUGACACCAGGCUCCUGGACCUUGAAGAGCCCAUGGCCCUGGGCUCCGCCUCCCUGCUCUCUUUCUAUGAGGAUGAAGAUGCCGCUCAGCCCAGGGGUCACUUCCAGCUGGAGGAGACCUUACCUCAGGAGCUCACCCCUGGCACCUGAGCCACCCCCCUCUCCUCCCUGCCCUCCAGUCCCCUGCCCUCUCCCCCUUCCUCCCUCCCCACACCCAGGACCUCAGCCACACUCCAAGCCCGCAGCCUACGCACAGGAUAGAGGGAUCUGGGGCCAGGGGAGGGGACCGUGUGUCUGCUUCCCAUCCCCAGUCCUUCCCACACAGGGCCCUACCUCACUGUUCCCUCCCACCCUAGCCCUCUGUGUCUCAGGGGACGUGGGUGGCCCAGGGAGAGCCAACUAGACCUCAGCUGGGAUGGAGGGAGUCCCAUCUCAUUCCCACUGG
Trichosurus vulpecula (common brushtail) is the source of this 2374-nucleotide messenger RNA. It is a transcript of the gene HIF3A, whose product is annotated as hypoxia inducible factor 3 subunit alpha. Gene Ontology annotation, cellular component: nucleus; transcription regulator complex; cytoplasm. Gene Ontology annotation, molecular function: protein dimerization activity; DNA-binding transcription factor activity, RNA polymerase II-specific; RNA polymerase II transcription regulatory region sequence-specific DNA binding. The transcript is spliced from 15 exons. Lineage: Eukaryota; Metazoa; Chordata; Mammalia; Diprotodontia; Phalangeridae. The record is from RefSeq and is a predicted model, not a curated record. The coding region runs from base 1 to 2079 and encodes 692 amino acids. Gene Ontology annotation, biological process: regulation of transcription by RNA polymerase II; cellular response to hypoxia.